AGCAUACCUAGCGGCAGUUUAACUGAGAGUUUACAAGGGCAGCCUGGCCGUAGGUCAUUUCAUCAGCUGAUGGCUACUGGCUUUAUUUAUUGAAGAAACCACAAAAUCAGGAAAAUAGAACUUCACAGCACAGAAGAAUGGAUGAGAAAGGUCUGAAUUCCGACAAGGUACACAGGUCUUCUGGAUUCGACAGUUUUCUUCAAAAUAUUAGGGAUUUGGAGCAGGAGUUAAAUGACACCUUCAAUGAAUUUAAUUCGAAAUCAGAUCUACAACAUGGAUUUUCGACUUGUUUGGAGAAUAAAUCUGCAUCGUUUUUAUACCACACAGAAUUAUUGAAAGCAUUAGAGAAAAUUGGACUGAACUAUGAUGACUACAUACAGACUAUGAAUGAACUGGAGCUUGAUAAAGAAUGCGACCAAGGUGAAAAAUCAGACAUGGAAGUGGAUGGCAGAACGUUUUUGAAUUGUACUGAGAAAGUUCCAGAUAAUAAUACUUUUGAAAUAAAAACGAACUCACAAGCUAAACGACUGUCAAAUAUUUUAGAAGACAGUAAGCAGCUUAAGAACACUGAUUCGGAAACUAGACUUAUGCACCAAAAAAUUGAAGAUGAAAUCAGUAGAUUAGAAAAAGCGAAAUGGCAGUAUUAUGCUAGUGCUAUUGAGAAUGCAAAAGCGUGUAGUGAGAAAACAAUUUUACGUUGGAGUGAAAUUCAUGUCCCCUCGGAGCAGGAUGAAGAUCAACCCGAUCCUUCAACGGAUGGAAAUAUGUUGACUGAAUUUCAAUCUGAUGAGGAGUAUAUGAAUCUACGUAUAGAAGAACUUGAAGCGGAGAAGAAAUGUGAACAAGAACGUUUGAAACGAAUCCAACAGAUUGAAGAGGAUUCACUCAUAUUUAAUGCAAAUAAUCGUCUUUAUAGUUGGCGGUCUCUACUGGACAUUAUGCAAACAAAAUUUAGUCCUUCCUAUUCUCCUUCUUCCUAUGGAACAAGACCUCAUUCGGCUAUACAACAUACAAAUAAUCGAAACCAAUUUUUUAAAACAAACUUAAUUGACAGAAAUUUUGGAUUGUAUUUUGAUCUGUCGGAUAAAAGUGGAACUCAAGAUUCACAUAAUCGAUCAACAUCGGAAGUUUCAGACAAUUAUCAUCAAAACAUGGGUGAAGCAAUUCCUAGUCAGAUACCUAGGCAGCAAACUCAGCGAAAAUAUAGAAGUUCAAGAUUGUCGAACAUUAAAUUGUCUGUGAAUGUCACGGAUCCUGGAGUGUCAACGGGACAAAGUGUUGAUGAAGACAAGGCGUCUCGUCCUGGUACCUCGAGUGCUGUUACAUUGGAGUUGGCCCGUGGGAAUGAUAUAGCCUGUGAGUUGUUGUCUCCAGACUCACGUGGUAUGGGUGAUUUGAAGGCGAAAUCUGUGAUCGACGACUGUUCGACCUUGGGGAUUUCGUCGCCCGAAUUAGAAAGAACGAACGGUGGAGUUGGGAGAAGUUCAAGAUUGUCGAACAUUAAAUUGUCUGUGAAUGUCACGGAUCCUGGAGUGUCAACGGGACAAAGUGUUGAUGAAGACAAGGCGUCUCGUCCUGGUACCUCGAGUGCUGUUACAUUGGAAUUGGCCCGUGGGAAUGAUAUAGCCUGUGAGUUGUUGUCUCCAGACUCACGUGGUAUGGGUGAUUUGAAGGCGAAAUCUGUGAUCGACGACUGUUCGACCUUGGGGAUUUCGUCGCCCGAAUUAGAAAGAACGAACGGUGGAGUUGGGAGGUCUAAUGAUUUCUCCCAGGAUAAUGACUACUGCAGCUCAGUAACCAAAGUUAACAGUUUCGUACAAUACAUUGAAAAACAAUUAGCUGUCUACAUAAAUCAAAUCUCAUCGUCUCAUCCUCUGUAUGAUUCUUCUAAAUCAGAUACAUCCCUUGGUUUGAAUGUGGUCACCUGCCUCGUUUUACUCAGUGUAAAGAUACCAGUGAAUUUGGUUGAAAUUUCGACAUACUUCACUUUUGUGAAAAUCCUGAAGAUAAGUGAAUGCAAUUUACAAUCAUCUGAUAUUUCCAGAAUGUCUCAUCUACCAAAUUUAGAAGUCCUGGAUCUCAGUAUAAAUAAGUUGAGCAUUCUUGACUUCACUGGGAUUAACCUAACAAAAUUAACCAUUCUGAAACUGAAUAAUAACCAAAUUAAAAGAAUCUCAGAUAUUACAGGACAUUUCCCUAGUCUUAUAAUACUAGAUGUAUCGUUCAAUUUCAUUACAAGUAUUGAUUUUCAAACAGUAGCUAAUUCAUUUCCAAAACUCUAUGAACUAUUGGCAUCAAGUAAUCUUAUUACAAAAAUGCGGUGCAGUCCUACCAAUAUGACUGAAACUGAAUGGAAUCUCAGCGUAUUGGAUGUAUCUGAUAAUCAGCUGGUAACUACUGAUAGCCAGUUGAUGUCAUAUUCGAGAAUCACUCGACUUUAUUUAUCCUCGAAUAUUUUAAAUCAGCUGUGUCAUUCUGCAUUCCAUGGAGAUCUGCUACAGGAACUCGUACUUGAUAAUAAUAAUCUAACGUCAAUAGAUUCAUUGAGUGAAUGUUGCCUGCCAAAUCUGAUUCACCUGAGCAUGAAUCAUAACAGGAUCACUGAGAUACCUUUACUUCCUUUUCCACUAAUGAGAAAACUGUCAGUUAUGCAUAAUCUGAUAUACGAAACUGAAAAUUUCUUAAGAAGUUUGCGGUGUAUAUCAAGCAUGUGUGAGAUAGAUAUUCGAAAUAAUCCUUGUACACUGAAUGUGAACUUCAUAAAAUCAGUUGAAAGGAAAUUCCGUAAAUUGAUAGCCUGUGAAAACGACCAUUGUGAAAGCACAGGACUGAUUAAUCAACAAGAGGUGAAGUUCGCGACUGUCAAUGAAGGAAUCUGUCAGUGUGUAAAUUGUAAUCAAGUGCAGUUGUUAUGUGAACAGUACUGCCAGGAAUAUCAGGCGUAUUCGAAAGAUUUAGAUGAAUUGUUCAGGUGUUUACAUAGUACAUUUAUCAACCAUAGAAUAGGUGGUUUCAAUGAGACAAAUUCAGUUGGCUGUGUAUCAUGUCACUUGAGCUGUGAAAUCAAUCAGAAAGAAUCAUGGAAUAAGCUUCUACAUUUAAACAAAGAGAAUAUCUUGUUAAAUAUCUGUGGUGAUGGGAACAAAUCGUCUCUAGUCAGUAGAUACAGACACCUCGUAGAUGAAGCAAUUUCAACAAAUAAUAAAAAUGCUUUGUUGUUCAGAAGACUGUUCAAUAGAAGAAAUAAAGACUUACUCAAUGACAAGGUGAAUAGCGUUUUUCAAUUCAGCUGUCACAAGUUAUAA
This is a messenger RNA of Trichobilharzia regenti, 3305 nucleotides long. The record is from the annotation of a GenBank genome assembly. NCBI's taxonomy places the organism in Eukaryota, Metazoa, Platyhelminthes, Trematoda, Strigeidida, Schistosomatidae.